Messenger RNA from Salpingoeca rosetta, 1337 nucleotides. RefSeq lists its product as uncharacterized. Bases 129 to 1184 code for a protein of 351 amino acids. The record is from RefSeq and is a predicted model, not a curated record. The transcript is spliced from 5 exons. Lineage: Eukaryota; Choanoflagellata; Craspedida; Salpingoecidae.
AGCAAGAGGAAGAGGCACUGCUGGGAGAAUGCCAGGCGCUUCGACAAGACCUCAUCACGGCGCAGGAGAGCUACAACAAUGCUGCCAAGGCCCUUAACACAGCGCUCGCGUACCGGACAUCCUUGAUCAUGGACAUUGAUUCUGUUACUGCACAGGAGCGCGAAAUGCAUGCCUCCAGCCACAGCGGGCAUGACGCACCUUCCAGGAGGAUUUCGUAUUCUUCACGGAACGGGGAGAACCCGGGGUCGUGGGAGAACCGGUCGAGUGCUUCCGCCAAUCCUGCACCUCAUCUUCUAUCGCGCCGUCAGCAGACUGUCAGCAUGGACAUUGAUUCGUGGGAGGUUGCGGAGCUGAGGGCAGGGGAGGAGCGGCGACGGCAGCAGCUUGAGACGCGGGAUCAGGCGCUGCGGGCGAUGGCGGAGGAGGUACAGCGGGUGCAGGGCCCGCACGCGGAGGCGACACAGCACCUGCGCAGCACGGAGGAGGCCAAGGCGAAGCUGGACAGGCAGCAGGCAGACAAGGAGGCGUUGCUUGAACACCGGCUCGCCCUGGUCCAGAAGAAGCACGACAUGGUGUCUGGCCACCAGCAGCGGCUGGAGGAUGCGCUGGCGCGGCUGCGGCACGACAACGCGUUUGCGCGGGCGACUGCGCGGGAGGCGACGGAGAACGUGGCGCGGCUGCGGGCGGAACUGCGCGCCAUCAGCGCCGCCACCACCCGCGCCGCCACGGGAAGCGCUCGUGGGCGCGCGGACACGCACACGCGCGUCGAGGGUAGCAGUGGAUGCAAUAGACACAGCAACAGCAGUGGCGGCAACAAAGACAGCAACGGCAACGGCAACAGCAACAGCAACAGCAACGACAACAGCAACAGCAACAGCAACGACAGCAACUACGGCAACAGUGCCGGCCGUGGAGAGGUGAAUGCUGGUGGCUCUUCUGGUCAGGGCACGAAGCGGGGCAGGCCAGCCGUGGCGGCGACAGCGAGCAGCGCGUUUGACGUUGAUGCAUCGUCGCUAUCGUUUGCGCUGGUGGACGAAGGGCGGGCGGAGAUGGCGCGGCGGCAGGCUGCGAUUGGCAAUCUGCACGCGGCGUUGCAUGCAAGCACGACCGCCAUCACCAAGAUCAAGGCGCAGCUGGACCGCGUCGUCGCCCGCACAGCAGGCGCAAUCGCAUCCGCCACUUGACUGACCCUGUGCCCUGCAUGCGCGUACAUGUGCUUGUUUGGUUGCUGUUUGCUGCCACUGCUGUUGCUGCACACCACAACAGCCGGUGUCUCUGUCUCUUGUUGCUGCUCUGUUCGUGACUUCCAUCUUGGCUGUGUCAUAACAUCACAUCUC